Molecule: messenger RNA, 2940 nt
Organism: Linum trigynum
Lineage: Eukaryota; Viridiplantae; Streptophyta; Magnoliopsida; Malpighiales; Linaceae
Source: the annotation of a GenBank genome assembly
UGUCAUCUACAACUAGCAGACCACUAUGGUAAAUUCUUACUACUUCCUAUAAUCUUGAGUACCAACCUGGCAAUUAUCGUCUCCACUAACAGUUUUUUUCGUUCCAUAAUAUUUUGAUAUUAUUUUUGGACCAAUUACAUCACCGUCUACCAUCACUCUUACCAUUAUGGUAACUUUGUACCACCAUGGUAAUUUUUUUUGUACCAAGCAUGAUUUAUCAUGGUAUCCUAUGAUAAAAAUGAUGUGUUUUCAUUUUAUUUCAGAGUUGUUUGGGGAUCUUGUAGACUUCCCUUUUCCUAAUUAUUAUAAUUGAUAUGAAGUUAUCAUUUUGGGUUGCAAGAUAUAUCAAAGUGGUAAACAAGGAUUUGGUUUAAUACUGAUAUUACCACUACACUUGAAAAUUGGAGGUUACAGGUUCAAAUCCCUUAACUAAUGCCUAGUUCAAAUCCCUUAACUAAUGCCUAAAUCAUUAAAAGUAAACAUAUAUCAUCCUUAUAAUAAAAUAAAAAAUAUUUCAAAGUGGACAUCAUUUUGUUAGUAUAACUAAAAGUUGAUUCUUUGCCCUUUGGUAUAAAAGUUUAAAAUUUCAAGAUAAAAACAAUGGGACUUAUUUGGUUAGAUUUUUACGCUGAAGAGUGGGUAAUGCACCACCACUAAUUACUGACCGGAUCUACUCCUCUAUUUUCGAUUAUAAUUUGGUCAUCUCACAUUUCCCGAGUACUGGCCAUCAACAUAUAGCCGUGUGAAGGCUGAUGAGAGUUCACCUUCAAUAUAUGAUUACUAGAAAUCAACUUUGAGGCUGAUUACUUUUGCUUAUUGAUUGUCAUUUUUUCUAUUUUAAAUGUCACAUUAUUGAUAAUCCUGAUAACAAUUCUCGCAAUAUCAUCAUUACGAUAAAUUGAAAAAUCCAUACUCCACAACAUGUUGUAGACUUGUAGUAUACUGUGAAGUUAUUUUGAACAAACCAUAGAGACACUAAACCGAGAAAACAAACAAUCAACUAGCAUAUAAUAAUGCUGGAGUGGUUUCCAUACCUAAAAAUAUGAUCUUCUGUUGAUCAUAGGCUUGUAACAUGAGGCAGGAUCAGGUCCACGAUUCAGACCAUAGAAUACAAUAAUAAAUCUCAAAACUUGAAGAGAAUCUUUCCAAAUCACGAACCAUCCCCAACAGACGCUGACACCAUCAUUAUUAAUCCAAAUUGUUUUGGGGUCAUAUUCUUAUAUAUAUAUAUAUGAUGUCACGUUUAUGUACAGACAAAUUGUAGCAGUAGCUAAUCACACCGCUAAUUACAACACUUCCCCGAUGCAAUGCCAAGCAGACAGAGUAAUUAGCUCAAUUCGCCUGAAGAGAUAAUGGUGAUGGAGAUAAUCAUCUCUGUUGUCCUGUUGGUGGGAGGAAUCUCUGCUUUGGUGUUCAUCCACAUCUGCAUAGUCAGCAGGGCUUUCGCCGGUGACGAUGGUGCUGCUGAUCAUGGAGAUCAUCAUCAGAACGUCAUCAUAUUCGAUGACGGAAAUGGGUUUCGCCGCCACGGCGGCGGCGGCAGGGGAGGGAUCGAGAAGGUGUUGAAUGAGGAUGUGAUGAUGGAGAGCGGGAUCCCCUGUUUUAGCUACAAACAGGGCAGAGACGGGAGCGCGAGCGCGGUUGUGGAGUACUGCGUGGUUUGCUUGGAGAAGUUGGUCGUUGGGGAGAGUUGCAGGCUGCUUCCCAACUGCAGCCACUGCUUUCAUGCUCCGUGUAUAGAUUCAUGGCUUCUCCAGACGCCCGUCUGCCCGAUUUGCCGGACCGGAGUCGACGUCGUCGCCGCCUCCCCUGUUUCUGAUUCUGAUUCCGGGGAACUAGUCAGCGUUCUUGUUGGGGAUGGAUAGCGAGGGAGCUUAAUUCAUGCUGUGAAAAAAAAAACAUGUUGAUGGAUGUAAAGUUUUCUUUGCUUUCUUUUCCCCCUGAAUCCAUACGUAGUCAAAUGAAAAUUUAACUUCUCUUUUCCUAUGGUUGUUGGCUCCUUGAAGAAAGAUGGGAUUACUUCGUGGUGCAAGCUUUGAAAUCAAGCCUUGGCCUCACUGUCGGCAGGGCUGACAAGUCAAAGAUGCUUUGAUGGUAUGGUGAUGGCGCCAAGGAAAAAAGAGACGAUUUUGUCUUUGUUACUGCAAUUACCUAAUAUGCAGAGUGAGGCUGAAAAGACAGGAGGUAUGGACAACCAAUCCACAUAGUUCAAUCACAAAAUUGUUCUUUGGAUCAAGGAGACAAUCCAAGUCACAAACAGAAAAUGGAUCUUACGAUGACUAUCAACCCUGAUUCACAAAACGGGAUUCAUCUGAAACAGCUAUAACUCAGACAUCGACUGAGCAAUUCAUUUCAAUGGCAGUAUAUAGGUUUUCCGAUUUUCAGACACUAUCUUGGCUUCACCAUGAAAACCGAAAGUUAAAUGCAACACCAUUGAAAGCCCUACCAUCUCGAUAAGGCCAUGGACACAAGAAGACAGAGACAGUGCAGAUAGCUGAAUCUUAAGGCAGAAUCACACACCAGAGGGAGGAAGUUCAUAUUGAAAACAAAGAUCAGUGCAGAUGUUAAUGAGCAAAAGAGCUCACCAUCCAAACAUAGUGCGACAUGUUCACAAAACGGAUCGACUCUUGUUAGCUCAUACCAUCAUUUGCAGAACAUAAAAUCUGAGAUACAGAGUCAUUAGCUUUACUUCUUCUCGGCAUUCUGCUCCAAUUCCCUCCGUAGCUGUAGUGAGAAGUCGUCAUUGACAUCAUCAUCAUCCCAAUCAUCCUCCCACUGCUGUGUCACCUCUUUCCCUUCAUCCUUCUCAAUCCACUCUGCAGUUGGAAACAAUUAUGAGGAGGCAUAGCCGAAAAAUUUCGAAUUGAGGAUGCAAUUUUUUAGCUUUAAUACCAUUAGUAUAUCCUUGGCAUGGUAUCUUAACAAACCUGAAAUCCUAAU